Molecule: messenger RNA, 1749 nt
Organism: Plodia interpunctella (Indianmeal moth)
Lineage: Eukaryota; Metazoa; Arthropoda; Insecta; Lepidoptera; Pyralidae
Gene: yps
Product: ypsilon schachtel
Exons: 5
Coding region: 107-916 (269 amino acids)
Biological process (GO): regulation of gene expression
Cellular component (GO): nucleus
Molecular function (GO): nucleic acid binding
Source: RefSeq, a predicted model, not a curated record
CUAUGAACCAAAACUGUCAAUCGUAACGAUCGAAGAGUGGAACAUCGAGGAGAGGUCGUGGAGGAUUUUUACCAUCUAGCCACCAUCGCCGUUCGCCAAUUACACCAUGGCUGAUACCGAAAAGGCGCCGCAGCCGCAGCCCCAACAGCAGCAGCAAUCUGAACAACCAGUUCAGCCGCAACAAGCUAAAGCGGCUAAACAAAAGCAGGUCAUCGCUGAAAAAGUUUCGGGAACUGUGAAAUGGUUCAAUGUGAAGAGCGGAUAUGGUUUCAUCAACAGGAAUGACACCAAGGAGGAUGUGUUUGUGCACCAAACUGCAAUUGCCCGGAACAAUCCACGCAAGGCUGUGCGCUCGGUCGGCGACGGAGAGGCGGUGGAGUUUGCCGUGGUCGCCGGGGAGAAAGGCUAUGAAGCGGCCGGAGUUACGGGUCCCGGCGGCGAGCCAGUCAAGGGUUCGCCAUAUGCAGCUGAUAAACGCCGCGGCUUCCAUCGCCAAUAUUACCCCCGUCAAGGCGGCGGACGGGGAGGUGAAGGCGCUCCACGUAGAGGAGGUAUGGGACGUCGUGGGCCCCCGCCCAGCCAGGGGGGCGCACAAGGUGAUGAGGGUCAAGAAGGAAGCGGAGCACCACCGCAGCGCAGUUACUUCCGCCGCAACUUCCGUGGAGGGCGUCGUGGGGGCGGCCCGGGCCCAAUGAACCGCGGCGGCUACCGUCGCCCUCGCCCGCGUAACUACCAGGGCCAAGGUGGCUCAGCGCCUGCCGGUCAAGCCAACCAGGCCCAGCGCCAAAACGGCCAAGAGGGUGAGGCCUCUGCCACCGCAUCGUCCCCUCAACCGCAGCAACAGGCCAAGCCCAAGAGCAACAAUAAACCAGCUGGCGCUACCAUUGAGACAACCACCAAUGAGAGCCAGGCCUAAACACCUAGCAGCCCUAUGGAGUGGCACACUCCCUCAAUGUAGUAGUGAAUGUUAAUUCUAGAUGUGCCACAUGUCCAUCACAACUAUCUGUCUUGUCUGUUCAACUGAAGAGUGUUCGUUUUAAAUGUUGCAGACAUUUACAUAUACAUUUUAACAUCAAUUUUUUUGUCUCAGUGAUAAUGUCGGGGGAUUUUCUAUAUGGAACUGCAUCGGUAUCAUGGAUCAAAGAUGUGAUAUUUUUAUUAUUAUAAAAUUUAAUAUAUUGUCUUGUUUGAAUGUUUGUACUUACAAUAUUUGGUUGUGUAACAUUAGAUUGUGUACAAUAUUUUAAACUGUUUGAAAUUAUACAAAAAAAUCAUAUGUACACAUUUUCAUAGGUAGUGAUUUUGAUCUCCAAGGACGAAAUAACUGUUGUGCAAUGAAAUAAUAAUAAUAUUAUUAUAUUUAUAUAUAUAUAUUAUUAGUAGAAAAUUGAGAAAUGAUGUGCAGGUUCCAAUGCCCCAAGAAAAUCACAUAAUUUUAGUGCGUCUUUUUAUUUGUUGCAUAUAAGUCUUUGUCAUCCGUUUUUUUUAACCACAACUUAUUUUAAUUUUUUUUUCAUAUUGAGUCUUUUAUGGAAGCUCCAAAUGUUUUAAACCAAUUGUACUUUUUAGUUAGGUAUUAAAUUUGUUGCAUAUCAAGUCUUGUAUGUCCGAUUGCGUAUUAUAUAACAAUCUCUUUUUAAGUUGCAUUUUUAUUAUUUUAACUUAAAAAGGUUAUUUUUUUCCUUAAACUACUUAAUGUAAAACUAAACACUCUCAGAAAGUAAUAAACUUCUUUUUACCUGUGUGAAA